Molecule: messenger RNA, 1338 nt
Organism: Pleurotus ostreatus (oyster mushroom)
Lineage: Eukaryota; Fungi; Basidiomycota; Agaricomycetes; Agaricales; Pleurotaceae
Exons: 10
Coding region: 1-1338 (445 amino acids)
Biological process (GO): proteolysis
Cellular component (GO): fungal-type vacuole
Molecular function (GO): serine-type carboxypeptidase activity
Source: RefSeq, a predicted model, not a curated record
AUGGAAAGGCUGGACGCAUUGUCGGACAAGGAGUUCAGUAUUCUCGGCAAUCCAGUAUUGCCGGGCUAUGGAGUGAGAAUCAAAAGGACUCGGUGGUGCGAUGAUACAGUAAAGGCGUACACGGGAUAUAUUGACAUCCAAGCUCGCCACCUAUUUUUCUACUUUUUUGAAAGUAGGAGCGAACCUGAUAAGGACGAUGUAUUGCUGUGGACUAAUGGCGGACCUGGGGGCUCGUCGUCUGUGGGCCUUCUCAUGGAGCUCGGUCCUUGCCGCGUGCUGGAUGCGGAGGGGCCCAAGUUUCACCCAGAAUCGUGGAACACGAAGGCCAAUAUUUUCUUCAUUGAUCAACCAGUUGGGACUGGAUUCUCGUACGCCGAAUUCGGGGAGACGGCGGAGACAACGGAAGAUGCAGCCAAGGAUAUCGCUGCAUUUAUGGUGAUAUUCUUCGAGCAUUUCACCAAGUUCAAAGGGCGUGCGUUCCACUUAACGGGCGAAUCUUAUGCCGGACGCUAUCUGCCAGUUUACGCCUCCGAAAUAUAUGAUCAGAAUGCAAAACUUGUAGAACAAGGUCUGACGCCAAUCAACCUGACCUCUAUCAUGAUCGGAAAUGGGUGGACGAAUAUGUACAGUGUGCUUCUAUCUUGGCCCGAUUUUGAGUGCUCGAAGAUAGGACGUCCUGUUCUUGAUAUCUCCACUUGCGUGGCAGCUAAGAAAAUGGUCCCACGAUGCAAGAAGUGGAUCCAGGCCUCAUGUAUUGACCAUUUUGAUGGGAUCGACUGUAACUCUGCUGUUUCGACCUGCCAGGCGGCUCUCGGAGGGCCAUACGUUGCUGCUGGAUGGAAUCCCUACGAUAUCACUCAGAAAUGCGAGGACCAGAAGUCGCUUUGCUACUCUCUAACGAGGUGCUUCCUGAACGCGUCUGACACGCGCGAACUCAUCGGAGCUGAUCCCGCCGCAGGGAACUUCGAGCUCAUAAACACGGAAUUACACGACGCGUUCUUUAACAACUUGGACCACAUGCACACGUCCGUUGAACAUGUUGCGGCGCUGCUCGAGCGGGACAUACGUGUCUUGAUAUACGUGGGUUCCUACGACUGGAUCGCGCAUUGGGUGGGGAACGAGCGGUGGACGCUGGACAUGGAGUGGAGUGGUAAGGAGGAGUUCAACAAGCAGCCCCUGCGUGACUGGGUAGUCGACGGGAAAUUCGCCGGUAAGACAAGGAGUGCUAAGGGAUUGACAUUCGCUACGGUGGAGGCAGCUGGGCAUAUGGUCCCAUACAACAAACCAAAAGAAUCACUGGAGAUGCUUCUGCGCUGGUUGGCCGAGGAAGCGCUAUAA